Aureobasidium melanogenum CBS 110374 is the source of this 1101-nucleotide messenger RNA. RefSeq lists its product as uncharacterized. Gene Ontology annotation, biological process: protein quality control for misfolded or incompletely synthesized proteins; mitochondrial protein processing. The transcript is spliced from 4 exons. Bases 1 to 1101 code for a protein of 366 amino acids. Gene Ontology annotation, molecular function: metalloendopeptidase activity. The record is from RefSeq and is a predicted model, not a curated record. Gene Ontology annotation, cellular component: mitochondrial inner membrane. NCBI's taxonomy places the organism in Eukaryota, Fungi, Ascomycota, Dothideomycetes, Dothideales, Saccotheciaceae.
AUGGCGACAGGGAGGAUCUUCUUCAGUACAAAUGCUGCUCUUCGUGCCACGAAUCGGCAAACAAUCUUCCACCAACUCCGAAACAAAGGCGGCAAUGCUUGGCAAAAACAGCAGUCGAGAACGUACGUCAAUGGCUUCGGUCGAGGGGGCGGCUAUCAAUACUCGAGAUUCCAGCAAGCAGGAGGGCUCAUGAGGCGAUGGGCAGCGAGACCAACAUUCUACUACGAAGUUGGCGGUCUCGCUGGUGCAUGUGGCGGUUUCUACAUCUACAACUUGGAGGUUGUGCCCGUUUCUGGUCGUAGACGCUUCAAUAUCGUCUCUGCGAGUACAGAGCAGCAGUCUGGGCAGGAGCUGUACCAACAAGUCAUUCAGGAAUAUCAAGGUCGUAUUCUACCUCCAUCGCACCCUCAACAUAAGCUCGUACAACGCGUCUUGAACCGUCUCAUCCCUCAUUCAGGGCUACCUGCGGAGACCAAUAAUUGGAAAGUACACGUUAUCAGGGAUGAGCAAAAGAACGCCUUUGUGAUUCCAGGCGGCAAGGUGUUCGUUUUCUCGGGCAUCUUGGAUGUUUGUCAAGGAGAAGCAGGUUUGGCUGCUGUCCUUGGUCAUGAGAUCGCGCAUAAUGUAGCCCAUCACUCUGCCGAGCGGAUGAGUUCUUAUGCCGUGUUUCUACCCGUUGCAAUCGUUGCUUCGUUAUUACUUGGAUUGGGCGAUAUCGGCAAUGUUUUCACGAGAAUGGUCGUGGAUCUGGCUUUCUUGAGGCCUGGAAGCAGGAAACAAGAGUCGGAGGCCGACUAUAUCGGACUUAUGAUGAUGGCACAAGCUUGCUAUGAUCCAUCAGCCGCUGUUGGGCUGUGGUCGCGCAUGCAUGCAGCGGAGCAUGACGCUCCACCAGAAUUCAUUUCCACUCAUCCUUCGAGCCACAACCGAAUGGAGAAGAUACAGUCAUGGUUGGGCGAAGCUGAAGUGAAAAGAGAACAGAGCGGUUGUGGUCAAGUAUCUGACUACGGUGAGUGGAUAUGGGACUACUGGCAAUUCCUGAGUACUGACAUGGCACCAGCUAAUCAAUUCCGCGACACGUUCUCGUUCCGAUGGUCUUAA